AUGUUACUAAGGAGAAGAACAACCUCGUAUUUCCGAAACCUCACUACAGAAACCAAACAAGGUAGUGAUUAUUCCAAAGAUCAAAACUUUACUCAUAUUCUCAAUGAAAUCUGCACCAUCACUCGAACCAAACCCCGUUGGGAGAAUACCCUUCUUUCCCAAUACCCAUCUUUCAAUUUCUCAAACCCCAAUUUCUUCCUCCAUUAUCUCAAUCAUCAGAACAACACCUUCCUCUCUCUUCGUUUCCUUCACUGGCUCACUUCUCAAUGUGGGUUCUCACCGGAUCAAUCUUCGUGUGAUGCUCUUUUUGAUGCCCUUGUUGAUGCUGGUGCCUGCAAAGCUGCAAAGUCAUUGCUUGAUGAUUGUCCUGAUUUUAAUCCAAAGCCUGCUUCUUUGGAGAAUUACAUUCGAUGUCUGGGGAAAGGCGGAAUGGUUGGGGAUGCAGUUGAUGUGUUUUUUAGAUUGAAAAAGGUUGGAUUUUUACCUUUGGUGUCAACUUUUAAUGUAUCUUUGUUGGCUUGUUUGAAAGUUGGGAGGACUGAUUUGGUUUGGAAAUUGUAUGCGCAUAUGAUUGAAUCUGGUGUUGUCGGUAGCAUUGAUGUUGAAACUGUUGGGUGUCUUAUUAAGGCGUUUUGUGCUGAAGGUAAAGUUUUUGAUGGGUAUGAACUUCUUAGACAGGUUCUUGAGAAGGGUUUGUGUCCUGAUAAUACUGUUUUUAACUCGCUUAUAGCUGGUUUUUGUAAGGAGAGUCAAUAUGCUAGAGUUUCUGAGAUUCUUCAUAUUAUGAUUUCAAUGAAGUGUAAUCCGGGUAUAUAUACUUAUCAAGAAGUCAUUAAUGGACUCUUCAAGAGGAAGAAGAAUGAUGAGGGUUUUAGGGUUUUUAACGAUCUCAAGGAUAGAGGGUAUUUUCCAGAUAAGGUUAUGUAUACUACGGUUAUCAAAGGUCUUUGUGAUAUGGGGUUACUUGGUGAGGCUAGGAAGUUGUGGUUUGAGAUGAUUUGUAAAGGACUUGUGCCGAAUGAGUACACAUAUAAUGUAAUGAUAGAUGGUUAUUGUAAGAUUGGUGAUUUGGUUGAGGCAAAGAAGCUCUAUGAUGAUAUGUGUGAUAGAGGUUAUGCGGAAAAUGUGGUUAGCUACACUACCAUGAUUUCGGGUCUGUGUUUGCGUGGAAGGGUUGAUGAAGCUCUGAGCUUGUUUCAUGAGAUGUCUCGAAAGGGUGUUGCUCGUGAUUUGAUUAGUUACAACUCUUUAAUCAAAGGCCUUUGCCAGAAUGGCGAGCUAGUCAAGGCUACUGAUUUGUUGCAUGAACUUCUUGCACAGGGCUUUGAGCCAUCAGUUUCUUCAUUUACUCCUCUCAUAAAAAGCCUUUGUGAAGUCGGUGAAACUGGGGUUGCAAUGAGGUUGUUGAAAGAUAUGCAUGAUAGGCAUUUGGAACCAAUUGCUAGUACACUUGAUAAUAUUAUAGUUGGGUUAUGUAAAGAAGGAAAUGUUGCUCAAGGUAUGGAAUGGUUGCUAAAGAUGAUAAGUUGGAAGCUGAAACCCAAGGAGCAGACCUUUGAGAACCUGAUUGACGGUCUAUCACAGGAAGAUAGGUUAGAUGAUAUUUUGAUUGUUUUAGAUUUGAUGUUUAGAGAAGGAUAUAGACUCAAAGAAAGCAUAAUUCAUUCUUUGGUCAGUAAAUUUUGCAAAGAGAAUUUCCAUUUUCCUAAGUUGUGUUUGGAGGAGUUCGGAGAAAGAAAUUGA
Vicia faba (fava bean) is the source of this 1743-nucleotide messenger RNA. The record is from the annotation of a GenBank genome assembly. NCBI's taxonomy places the organism in Eukaryota, Viridiplantae, Streptophyta, Magnoliopsida, Fabales, Fabaceae.